Molecule: messenger RNA, 3671 nt
Organism: Magallana angulata
Lineage: Eukaryota; Metazoa; Mollusca; Bivalvia; Ostreida; Ostreidae
Product: post-GPI attachment to proteins factor 2-like
Exons: 5
Coding region: 1-888 (295 amino acids)
Biological process (GO): GPI anchor biosynthetic process
Cellular component (GO): Golgi membrane; endoplasmic reticulum membrane
Source: RefSeq, a predicted model, not a curated record
AUGGGGAAGUUAGAAACCCGAAGAGUAGAAGAUGUUCAGCUUACUGUCCCGUUUAAGCCAUUUGCAAUCGUAACUGUCUCUUUGCCAGCGUUUUCAUUGCUGUACUGUUUUCUACAUGGUAUUAUAUUUCGGUUCGAUGACGUCAACGAGACGGUGUGUAAGGCAACCAAUGUUAUUCCCUCCAUUAGUGCUGUGACAGGUAUAACUCCAGGGGCGUACUUUUGGAGAAUUUGCAUUGGUCUUCAUGCCACACCAAGAUUUGCAGUUGGCUUCAUGUACUACAGUUAUUAUGCUGCAAGAUUAGCAUAUGUCGACAAGGAUUUCAGACCUUUUUUCAAGAAAUUACUCAGUCUUAACUUUUGGUUAUACACCAUUGAAAAUUCUUGUUUGGUUGGAGUUACCUAUAUCUCUAACAAGGAAAACUAUCCUGUCCAUGAGAAGAUAUUUGUAGUUUUUAUGGUUACAAGUUGCUGCUACAUGUUACUCAACACCCUCAUCUUCAAAUGGACGAGGACGGAUAUCUUGACCCCUACUGAGAAGUUAUCCCUGAAGAUUAAAUGGAUCAUGUUUGCCUGUAUAAUGACAGCCACAACCGGACUGUUAACAGCUUUUAUAUUACACAGGGUAUUCUGUGUUCCUUAUGCAUUUAGCUUUUUCUCUGCAUUUGAGUAUGUAAUAGCAUACUCCAACAUGGGAUAUCAUGUCAGCGGUUAUUUAGAAUUCAAAAACAAAUCAAUCAUAGCAGCUGACGUCAUCUCAGAUUCUGUGUACACCAAUGGAGAUACGCCUGAGGUCAAGGCCAUUACUAAUGGUCUAGAUGAUGAAAUGGAUGGGAAACGAAGAAGUUUACGAAUUAGGAAGAAAGGGGCAGGGGAAAGCGUCCAAUGAUAAUGAAGAAAUAGUUUUGUUGUUUUUGUUUCCUGUUUCUAAUAUGUGCAAUGAUGAUACAAUAUUUAUUUGUUCUUGUCCUUUGUGCCCCCAAAAAUUAAUCUUUACUUUCUCAGGCCAAAAUUUUCAGAAAACAUUUUGCUGUAUUUACUUUUUCAGGCCAAAAAUUUCAAAAAUACAUAUUGCUGUCAGCAAAGAUUUUAAUUUACAGGUAAUUACAAUGCAUGUACAUGUAUUUAAAAGGAGUACAAUUCAUUUUUCUUUAUUUAAUUUUAUUCAUUAAUUUUCUGUGAUAUUACAAUAAAAUUAAUAAAUGGGCAGCAUUUGACAUAAUGCUUCCGGUGCAUGAGAAACUAAACAUUAAGUUUUUUGGCCUUUUAUGUUGAUUUUAACCUGCCUGUGAACUUACGGAAGAAAUGCUGCAAAAUUUUAACUUUUUAAUGACUGAUUUUCAUGGCAUGUAUAGAAAUUUCUGAUUAUAUUUGAUUGUGACAUGAAUUUUCUCUUACAAUUUUUUUUUUUCAAAAAUAGAUGCCAGUGUUGGGAAGAUAAUUAUGAUAUGCAUAAUGGUAUUAAAAAAGAUGGUUGAUACUCGUCAUGCAUUGAUUUAACAUGUUAUUGUUCAUUUGUAAAAGAUCUGUACAUUUACCCAGUUCAUUGGAUAUCAGUGGCUGAGAUAGGGAUUCUAUUCACAUUCUUACUAGAUAUUUUAAAUAAUCCAAAUUUUUACAGGAUUAUUUUUAAAAUGUAUGAUGGUAUUGAUGUUACAGGUUUAGAAUUUUUGUAGAUUAGCCAGACAUAUUGUGUGUUGUUUCUUGCCAUGCACCAAAAUUGUUACUCUAUCCCUUAAUCGGGUUAGUCACUUUUUGUCUGAUCUUUAUUCAUUAGUGCAAAGUUCACUUUACACAUUAUUAUUUGCUUUCUAUACAGAAAAAAGGAAUGAUUUUGUAUGUAUAGAGCACUGAUUCACUAGUUUGUAAAAAAUGUCAUUAAUCUUAUGGUUAAUUGUAUUUCAUUUUUUUAUUGGGGGGGGGGGGGGGGGCUUAAAAAGCUCCAGAUUAUCAUACUUACAAUCAUGUAACAAUCAUUUCCUGUGAAUUGCAGGGUCAUAUAAUACAGGCUACGUUGAUUAUCGUCAGAAACAUUAGUUUCUCUUUGUCUGUUUUAAACAACCAUUCCAGUUUUCAGUACAUGAAUCUUGUAUCUGUCCUGCCCUGUGUUGGAUUUGUUUUUAUGAACAUUUUGAUGACAUAGUGCAUUGUAUUAAUUCACUUUUGUGUCAUAAAUGUCUUGAUUUACUAGUCCAUGGUUUUAAGAAGAAGGAACAGUUUCUUUUAAUAUUUGCCCUAAAAUUCAAAAGUUGUUUAAAUCUCAUAAAAAUCCACAUAUAAUCUCUUGAACAUGUGUGUACCUGGUAUAUGAAAUGCCAAGUUAUACACUUUUAUCUUGUUUCAAAAAAUAAUAAUGAUUUCAUUUUGGCACAUUUAUAAGAUUGAGUCAAACAUGAUGAAAAAUGGUACAUUUUCUCAUUCCUUUUUGAAGAGGAGAAUGUGUCCGCAGCCGUCGCCCACAACAAAAUUAAUAUAUUUCAUGUGUUUUAACAUGAUAAAGUUAUAAUGUUAGUUUCAUCAUGGACGACGGCUGCGGACAUAGAUUUCUAUUCAAAAACCACCUGCUCAGUUUUAUGAAUAUUACGGGAAAAUGCACUGUUUGUGACGUCACAAUUACCCUUGUGAAAGUCUAAUCAGGUAACUAUUUAUAGAUUCUUAGUUUAUUGGUAUUUUUGUGUAAAUUAAUGUAACAUUUCCAUUUUCUGGUGAUAUUUUUAAAAAUCACUCUAAAACAGGGCCAAAUAUGACUAAAACUGUACCUAGUUCUUUGUGGUAGCAUUAUAUCAUGCAAUGUGGUUACAAUUAUUCCUUACCAUUUAGAAUUAAAUAUAUAUACAUGUAUAUGUAUUACUUUAUUAAGCGGAAGAAUCAAAAGAUUAAUAUGCAUUAGGUAUAUGUACAGUGUACAUGUUUAUUGAAUAAGGCGUUUGUCAAUACAGUAUAUAGUGAGUUAACCAGAAGAUUUCAGCUUUGUACGGACAAAUUUCAUUAGGAUGAUAUUAAUCCAGCUACUUAUCUACUGGCUGAAUUAACUGCUUAAUACUCCUGAUUACUUUGUUGCAUGGAAUGAGUAUAUUUGUCAGUAUUUCCUGAUUUAGAAAUUAUACGUUAAAAAUUUGAUAAGCUUUACAUACGUUAUGUUGUAGGAUCCAUUACUAUGGUUUCAUCAAUGUUUAUGUUCAUGGACAUCCAUUUUUGUAGAUUUUGUAAAAGGUACAUUUUCAAGGAUACCUUAAUUUAUUUUACUACUAAAUUUCUUUCCAUUGACUCUUUUGAUACGAAUAUUUUGUCAUUUUUCUUUCUUCGUUUGGUUUCGUGGAACUACUCAACAACAAAAUUCAUGAAAAGUGGUUCUAGAUGAAAAUGAUAAAGCCACUGUGACAGAAUUCUCUUUAUAGAAUUUCUAAAUUUUAGAAACUAUUGAAUGUAACACUAUUUUGUAGCAUGAGGGAAACUGAACGGAAUCCUGUUCUCAAACACAUAGAAGUGAACGUCCAGGAUUAACAUAUCAUUCAAGUUUUAUCUUUUUAAUAAUUCCAUUGUGUUCAUUUUUACAUUUACUCUUUUUUAAACCGUAUUUAAUUUGUGUAUGUAUGUUCACAACAGUAAAAAAUGGUGUUUUUUUAAAAUUACAUCUGUAUUAAAUCUUAAAUAUUAAAUUUAACACUUGCU